This is a messenger RNA of Betta splendens (Siamese fighting fish), 1761 nucleotides long. RefSeq names its product syntaxin 17 (gene stx17). Gene Ontology annotation, molecular function: SNARE binding; SNAP receptor activity. The transcript is spliced from 7 exons. Gene Ontology annotation, biological process: exocytosis; vesicle fusion; intracellular protein transport. NCBI's taxonomy places the organism in Eukaryota, Metazoa, Chordata, Actinopteri, Anabantiformes, Osphronemidae. The record is from RefSeq and is a predicted model, not a curated record. The coding region runs from base 236 to 1144 and encodes 302 amino acids. Gene Ontology annotation, cellular component: SNARE complex; plasma membrane; endomembrane system.
UCGGAAACUAUUCAUUGACGCACUGAGAAAAGAGUUGUUUACAAACAACAAACUGUCUGAAACAAAAGCGAAAGCUUCGCUGAUAAUGAGCUAAUUCCUAUAAAUAUUAACUUUCAAAACAGUAUGGAGGCUUCCAAGAAUCUCUAAUGUACAAUUAAAUAUAAAAUACGCCUAUAGAUUCCUAUAGUGUCGACGAGUGUCUUCAAGUUCCGUGUCUGACAGAAGAGCAGGACACAUGGCAGAGGAAGGCAACAAGCUGACAUUGAGGCGCCUGGAGGUGCCAAUCCACAAGUUCAUUAAAGUGGCUCUGCCCACGGACCUGGAGAGGCUGCAGAAACACCACAACAACAUACUAAAGUACCAACACAGCCAGCAGUGGGACCGUCUUCAUCACGAGCAUAUCAAUGCCAGCAGAACGGUUCAGCAGCUCAGGGCUAACAUCAGAGAGAUGGAGAAGCUUUGCGCACAGGUCCGUGCUGAAGACACAGACGCUCUGGAAGCUCUUGUCAAGCCAGUGCGGGACCGGGCGUUAGCAGCUGCACAGAACUUUUUACUUUUGCACUCGAACCCCAUGCCUCAGCUGACGCCACCACACACACCUGCCUCUGAGGCAUCAAGCCGUGAGUCCAGAAGAAGCCAUGCUGAUAGUGAAGAUGGAGAGGAGCCGGUGUCUGGAAGGCAAAUACAGUUGCACCUGCCAGAGAUCCCUGUGGAUCAAAGUGCGGCUGAGUCCUGGGACAACCUGGAGGAGGACCUGAAGGAGCUGAGUGGUCUGGUGACGGAGUUCUCUCUUCUUGUGCAUUCCCAGCAGGAGAAGAUUGACAGCAUAGAGGACAACGUCAACACAGCCUCUGCCAACGUGGAGGAGGGGACCAAAAGCCUGGGGAAGGCGGUGGGCUACAAAUUGGCCUUGAUGCCCAUUGCCGGGGCGCUGCUGGGCGGAGCCAUCGCGGGUCCACUUGGCCUGCUGGCCGGGUUCAAAGCCGCAGGAGUGGCCGCUGCUCUGGGAGGCGGCGCCCUGGGGUUCGCCGGGGGCAACCUGGUCCAGAAGCACCGCAAAGCCCAAGUGGAUCAGCAGAUGAAACAACUGACAGCACCACCGCCAGAACCAACUGCUGAACAUGAGUCGAGCAAAGACAAAUGAUCUGAUGACGAGCAGUUCUGCUGGUCGUCUGACUGCAGCUGCGGGCUGCUGUGUUAACAGAACAAGCCGAAGCACAGACUGAACCCAAACACACUCAGUGUUAGUCUCUCGGCACAGGUGACAAGCAAACGUACUAACAGCCCCAAUUAGGCGUCAGAUGCUUUGAUUUGAAAUGCGAAUGGUGAAUCUGAGGACAUUAAUCUAAUUUCAUACACAAAACAGAUUUCAGGAAAGCAUUUAUUUACACUACAGCUUUUAGUGGUGGUGGGUCAGCCUGACAUCACUAAAGGAAGUCAUUGGAGUCAGAUAAAUUAACGCAACUAUUCUGGUAAAUGCCAUCAUUAACAUGAACACUGUUAGUGUGUCCAGACUGAACGCUGACCCACAGUCAUUAGCUGUGAACGGUUGAACUGCUGUGGUGUUGCAUCUCCUUAGUUUUGUAAAUUGAUGCAGUAAUGCUUCAGUGUUUACAUUAUACUGUGUAUCGAUAGACUUUGUUUUGUGAGCACAUAUUUGCACAUGACACACCAAAGUGCCACGGCCCAGACCGUCCAACAACCUGCCAUGCAUUGAUGUUUCUGCUGCUGGUUUUCUGCCGAAUAAAUUUGUCUUUUCAA